AAUUGAAUAAGUUCACAAUAAAUCAAAGAGAAGGACAGCGAACGUUGGCAACACCAUCUUACCUGGAUUUCCCAGGUCGGUGACACGUAUAUAUAGGGGCAACUCGGCUACACGUCCAUAUAACAAGCUUCCCACCGGUAAACCAAGGAUGGCUCGUAACGUGGCAGUGACCUCCCUCCUCGUGGCUCUCUGUUUUGUAGCCGUUGCAGGACACGGCCGUUACGGUCAUGGCGGUGGAUUCCACGGGGGCGGCCUAGGCGGUGGAGUCCACGGGGGCGUCCUAGGCGGUGGAGUCCACGGGGGCGUCCUAGGCGGUGGAGUCCACGGAGUCCAUACAGGGGGUCUUGGACUCGCAGGCUCUGGCGUCCACGGCGCUGGAUCCUUCAACCCCGCAUAUUACCCUGGUCUUCUGCCCGGUUUUGGCUUCCACGUCAACAGACCCACGUUCGGAUAUAACAAAUGCAAGUACUGGUGCAGGAGUAGUUAUACCCGACAGUAUUAUUGCUGCCAACAGUCUUAUUAUGGCUAGAUUCAUAGCUCAGACUGACUAUACUGUGGACGAACCGGGUUAUCUUUCAUGUUGACAAAAAUGUUUGCUGCUUCUCAAAUAAAGAGUAUGUAAACAGA
This is a messenger RNA of Penaeus monodon (black tiger shrimp), 627 nucleotides long. Its product is annotated as glycine-rich cell wall structural protein-like. The record is from RefSeq and is a predicted model, not a curated record. The transcript has 2 exons. NCBI's taxonomy places the organism in Eukaryota, Metazoa, Arthropoda, Malacostraca, Decapoda, Penaeidae. The coding region runs from base 149 to 529 and encodes 126 amino acids.